Messenger RNA from Porites evermanni, 4039 nucleotides. NCBI's taxonomy places the organism in Eukaryota, Metazoa, Cnidaria, Anthozoa, Scleractinia, Poritidae. The record is from the annotation of a GenBank genome assembly.
AUGGCCGCGGGGAAGAGGACUCGAAGAAAGUCAUUCAAGUGCAGAACCUGUAAAAAGGCUUUUAAUGCAAAGUCAGCUCUAAAUGUGCACAUGAAAAUUCACAGUGAACAGAGGCCCUACAAGUGUAGCCAAUGUAACAAGUGCUUUAAACAAGUAUUUGGCUUAAACCAGCACCUCAGGGUACACAGUGAUGAGAGGCCCUACAAAUGUACUCGGUGCAAAAAAUGUUUUCGACAAUCAUCUCACUUGCAAAACCAUCUGCGGAUACACAGUGGAGAAAAGCCCUACAAAUGUACUCAGUGUGAAAAGUGUUUCAGACACUCAUCAGACUUGAAAAGGCACUUGUUGAUACAUAACAAUCAAAGGCCCUUCAAAUGUACUCGGUGUAACAAAUGUUUCCGACGCUUAUCUACCUUGCAAUACCAUCAGCGGAUACACAGUGGAGAAAAACCCUUCAAGUGUACUCAGUGUGAAAAGUGUUUCAGACAAUCAUCAGAUUUGAAAAGGCACUUGUUGAUACAUAAUAAAGAGAGUCCCUUUAAAUGUACUCAGUGUGAAAAGUGUUUCAGACAAUCAUCACAUUUAAAAAGGCACUUGUUGAUACAUAACAAUCAAAGGCCCUUCAAAUGUACUCGGUGUAACAAAUGUUUCCGAUGCUCAUCUCACUUGCAAGACCAUCAGCGGAUACACAGUGGAGAAAGACCCUUCAAGUGUAUUCAGUGUGAAAAGUGUUUCAGAUAUUCAUCACACUUAAAAAGACACUUGUUAAUACAUAAUAAAGAGAGGCCCUUUAAAUGUACUCGUUGUAAAAAAUGUUUGAAAUACUUCUCUCACUUGCAAGACCAUCAGCGGAUACACAGUGGAGAAAGACCCUUCAAGUGUACUCAGUGUGACAAACGUUUCACUCGGAAGCAGACACUGCUUUAUCACAAAAGAAAAUUUCAUUCCGAUUCAUCGCACGAAUGUGAAUCAUGUGGUAAAUGUUUCAAUGAUGACAAUGCUCUGAAGAGGCAUGAUUGCGAGAAACGAUCUGCUAGAGACAAAGAAAGAUUCACUUGUUGGAUGUGUGAUGAAUACUGCUAUGAUCAUUGUGGAUACCUUUAUCACAUGUAUAAGCACAUGCAAGGAUAAAUGAAGUUACAAAAGGCGUCCAUACAUAGAGCCCAAUCAUAAUAAACAACAGUACUUUACCAAUGCAUGGAGUGCUUUGGUAAAUGACAAUGACCUAUGAGCAGCGGUACAAACGCAGGGAGCUUACGAGUUACAGUUCAGUUUCAGUUCGUCCAUGCAGUUUUGCACACAUUUGUAGCCGAAUAAUUCUUGGUUUGGUUGUAGUUUGGUUUCAGUUUAGUCUGUUGAACAUGCCUUUUUACGGCCAUGAUUCAGGCAACACAGAUAUGCGGUUUAUAAUGGGUAGUUAAUGCUUAAUGAUACGACCGCAACAUAGUUAGCAAUACUCCCUCCACUAAACAUAGUAAAUUUGUAAAUUUGGGAUAUGUAAUUGCGGGAUAUGUAAUUGCGGUAUCGAACUUUGUAAGAUUUGAAUUUUAAUUCGAAGUCGCUCAACGGUGAUAGUUUUGCUUUGUUCAAUUUAUUUGUUGUAUACAGUUACUGUAAACUACCGCUCAUAACCCUCCUUCUUAUAACGCUCCCUAGUUAUAGGCUAUCUACCCCUAAAAAAAGCAUCCUUUAUAAGCCCCAUCGGAUGUUACUCCCCCCACCCCCACUCCGAUUUUAUUGAUAUGAAUUCGAUAGUAUGAUGUCAUUUUUGUUAUGCUUGUAUUAAAAACAGAAAAAGCAAAACACGUUUUGAUCAGCACUGUUAUAGCCUCUUUCGAAGCCUAUUUUACCCCGGUUAUAACCGUCCUCAGGUACAAGCCGCUCUGUUUAUAAUCCCUCCUAACACCCCUGACUAAGCGUCAGGGCUUAUAAGCGGCAGUUUAAUGUAAGCUCUCAUUCACUGGUAAUAACAAGAAACGCAUUUUGGAGUUCUGUUAAAAUCUAAUUUGUCAAAUACUCAACCGGCCAACGAGGCUAGGAUACUAAGCCCAAGACCCCGUUUAUACGGGGACGUACAAGUUUUUGAAAGGAAGACAAAAACGGGCACGGAUCCGCCUUUCGUUUACCGGUGCGGCUUCACUUUAAUUAACGUUGACUCACUUGUGAACACCUGAACUGUUCAAUUUUUUCACAAUUUGUGCGGUAAAAGCGCCUUAGGCGCCUUUUUUAAAAAGGGCCAUUCCAAUGCUGACACUGGCAAAAAUUUGUACGGACUCAUGUAAACAGUACUGUAACAGAAUUUGAACGGUUCCGUGUAAAGGGAUUGCACUGGUCUAAAAUUUGUCGCUUAAAAACUUGUCCAGACCUGUGUAAACAGGGUCUAAUACACUUCAUUUACUUUCCUCGUUGAAGAUGCGGAAUAUUGUAUUGUAACUGUUGUGUGCUUAAAAUUAAAGGACACGAUUAAGUGUGUUUACCGUUGAUACAUAGCUUAAGACUAGUGGGGACAGGGUGGGGUCCAAAUCUCCCGCCUUCCGUAACUUGCAUUCCUCUUUUUUCUUAGCGUUUUCCCUACGGCCCAUUUUCGACCGCGAAAUGUGAACUAUUGUUGCGUAAUCAUUUCCCCAGGUGCAAAACUCGACAAAAUGCUGCUUAAAUCAGCCAGAAACGGAACAGUGAUUUUAAUUUUCAUAGGCACCACUUAUUCUGAUCGAUUCACUGAUACAAUCUUUGGACUGCUAGCCACACGUAUGAACAGAACAUCGAAUUUGAUGAGUAUCAAACUGAGAAAAUUUUAGUAAAAAAUUAACCAGGAUAAAUUUAUAGAGAAUGAUAUAAUGGAAAAGAAAUAUUUAUUUGAAACUACUACAAAUAAUUUUCUUUUAGUUCUUAUUAGUGGAAUACACAUAUAGUUGACUCUCCAGCGUCAAAAAAUGUCAGGUAACCCAAACAACCAACCGGUAGAACCCAAGCAAAAUUCAAGCAAGCUGCUUUUCUUGCUUUUAAAUUGCCAGACAUGGCCGCGGGGAAGAGGACUCGAAGAAAGUCAUUCAAGUGCAGAACCUGUAAAAAGGCUUUUAAUGCAAAGUCAGCUCUAAAUGUGCACAUGAAAAUUCACAGUGAACAGAGGCCCUACAAGUGUAGCCAAUGUAACAAGUGCUUUAAACAAGUAUUUGGCUUAAACCAGCACCUCAGGGUACACAGUGAUGAGAGGCCCUACAAAUGUACUCGGUGCAAAAAAUGUUUUCGACAAUCAUCUCACUUGCAAAACCAUCUGCGGAUACACAGUGGAGAAAAGCCCUACAAAUGUACUCAGUGUGAAAAGUGUUUCAGACACUCAUCAGACUUGAAAAGGCACUUGUUGAUACAUAACAAUCAAAGGCCCUUCAAAUGUACUCGGUGUAACAAAUGUUUCCGACGCUUAUCUACCUUGCAAUACCAUCAGCGGAUACACAGUGGAGAAAAACCCUUCAAGUGUACUCAGUGUGAAAAGUGUUUCAGACAAUCAUCAGAUUUGAAAAGGCACUUGUUGAUACAUAAUAAAGAGAGUCCCUUUAAAUGUACUCAGUGUGAAAAGUGUUUCAGACAAUCAUCACAUUUAAAAAGGCACUUGUUGAUACAUAACAAUCAAAGGCCCUUCAAAUGUACUCGGUGUAACAAAUGUUUCCGAUGCUCAUCUCACUUGCAAGACCAUCAGCGGAUACACAGUGGAGAAAGACCCUUCAAGUGUAUUCAGUGUGAAAAGUGUUUCAGAUAUUCAUCACACUUAAAAAGACACUUGUUAAUACAUAAUAAAGAGAGGCCCUUUAAAUGUACUCGUUGUAAAAAAUGUUUGAAAUACUUCUCUCACUUGCAAGACCAUCAGCGGAUACACAGUGGAGAAAGACCCUUCAAGUGUACUCAGUGUGACAAACGUUUCACUCGGAAGCAGACACUGCUUUAUCACAAAAGAAAAUUUCAUUCCGAUUCAUCGCACGAAUGUGAAUCAUGUGGUAAAUGUUUCAAUGAUGACAAUGCUCUGAAGAGGCAUGAUUGCGAG